Messenger RNA from Cryptococcus deneoformans JEC21, 9503 nucleotides. RefSeq lists its product as hypothetical. Lineage: Eukaryota; Fungi; Basidiomycota; Tremellomycetes; Tremellales; Cryptococcaceae. Bases 258 to 9296 code for a protein of 3012 amino acids. The transcript is spliced from 16 exons. The record is from RefSeq and is a predicted model, not a curated record.
UUGUCAAAUUGUUGCGCCCUCCCUUAUCACACAUACAAAUACGGCACAAGACUCAGCCUCCCCUGCUCCGCCCGGUAUAUUCCUGCCUGGUCCUUCCAUCCACAUCCACCCCUUAUCCCCCAGCCAAAAAGUGGAGGCCGGCCAUGCCCGCCAUCUGCCGCUCUCUGUCAUAAAUAGCACAUGCCGCACCUCUAGGCCAGAACGCCCUACCCGCAAUCCCUUACAGCUCAAAACAGCCCCUUUCUCGCCCCUCUGCAAUGCUCUUCCUCCCAUCCUUUACAGCCAUAUCCGUCACCUUGCUUAUUCUAGUCCUCUCCUCUUUGGUCGUCCACCUGCACAUCCUCCCACUACUUUUGCGCACAUUCACUCAAGUCAGAGUAUCGAGCUUUAGCGUUAUAUCCAUUACAGGUCUGGAAUGGCGAAAUGAACAUGAGCAAGAGGAUAUAAUCCCUACAUUGAGAAUAGAGAGAGCCAGGUGGACGUGGGGUGGCAUCAAAGGAGACGUGACCGGGCUUGUUGUGCUUAGAAUUGAAGGGGUCAGUUGGAGAAUCAAGAACAAUCCAUCGGGAGAUCUGAAAAAUGGAAGGCCGUCCGUACAGCAUAGAUCUCCAAGCCGCUUCAAGAACAGGCUUAUCACCUUUAUUCUCCGACUGCUCAUUCACCACUAUCCUUCGAUUGCUCGACUCGUCUCCAUCCAACUUGUCAAUUGCAGGGUUAUCUUUGAUGACUUGGAUGGCAUCGAAUUAACUUGGAAAGAGCUGGGGUUUGGCGUCAAGGUCGAGUUCCGUGGUAUGGCCGAAGAAGCAGCUGUCUCAACCGCUCCCGAAAGGGAAGCCCCUUUUCGAUCCUUAUCUUCUAUCAGCUUUAAAGAUGAGUAUGACAUCCCGCCUUCAUUUCCAACCACAGCAAUGUCGACGCCGUCUCGACACACACAGUCUCUCUCCGGCUCACCGGUCAUGCACACAUCAUUUGCCUUGCCUCCUUUGGCUGAACCUUGUGAGGCUUCUCUCCCUCCUUCGCCUGGCAAGAAGGCGCAGACAACCCCCCGUUUAUCCAGCCCGAAGCCCUUCCACUCUCGAAUGUCCAGAACAGCGAACAAGAUUUGGACUCGUGCCACAGGCCGAAUGUACGGCUCCGUUUCUUUCAACAUCUACAUCGAUACUAUUCGGUGUAUCGACCCUCGGAACAGCCCACCUCCGUCUGCUAAGCCUUCCAUACCCGACCUCAAAUCGUCCACCGCUCGUAGGUCACAGUUCAUCUCCUUCCGGCCUCUUAAGCGAUGCCAUCCUGUCUAUGAUCUCCAUUCAUCAGAUGCAGGGGUGAGCACUCUAGUGGCAUUAGAUGAAAGGUCUAGUGUGAGACUUAGCCUUGGAUUUGGUCCCAAAAAAGGGUUAUUGGGCGAGGACACUCUGAGCGCGGUAUAUGAGAUGGGCAAACUGCGCACGACUAUAGAGGCCGUCGAGAAAGCAAAUAAAUUGCUCAACAAAUCGAAGAAAAAUAAGCAAAUGGAGAAGAAGGGUAUGAAUCGAUGGUCAACGCAUGGGACUGCUCGUGUCAUCUUAAGAGCCAUGCAGUCGACAAAAGUGUCAUUCGCCCAUAUCACUCUUCUUCACCACCUUCACAAUCCUUCUCCAAUUAUGCCUUCCCUGUCCCAGUCUCACUUAUCAUCCAUCUCAUCCCUUGAUCUGUCAUCUUCACCAACGGGGGACCGUUACACAAUCAUUCUCGAGCUUUCUGAGAUAAGAUGUGCUCUCUCAUCGGCCGAUUCAUCUAACAAUGACCGCGCUCGCAACGCCUUUGGUACCAAUUCUAGUCCCGAGUCCAUCAUCCGUGGUGUGGGUGCAGAGUUUGGGUGGAAAAGUAUUGAGCUCCAGUGUAUUGCGCCUGGCGAAAGCUCAAAUGACAAGUCGCAGUUGUUUGCAAUUCGGCAAGCGCAAGUGAUUGGUUUCUCGUCAUGGCGACCUGAAGGGUGGAAUAGGGAGGAACUAUUAUUCGCCAGUGACCCAAACAUUGCCCUUGUAGUCUGCCAAGCCGAUGUUGCAAGUGUGGAUUGCGCGGGCGAUCUGCAGUUAUUACACGAGCUUGAAGCGGCUUGGAAGGCCACUUAUCCCAAAAGUCCUACCAGUUCGCCUCCACCGUCGUCCGAAUCACCUAUUAUCUCACACGAAGACCCGUCUGGCUGGUUGCCCCCCAGGCUUCGAAUGGUUUUCGAUGUGGGCGAUAUCAUGGCAGUCCUUGCGGAUAGGGUGUCAGAGAACACAACCACGCUCACAUUCGCCCUUGCUGGCGUCCAUUCCAGUUGUUACACCUCUUUCUCAGAUAUCAUCGCCCGUCGCCGGGACAGAGUGGCUACCAAAGAAGCUUUUAAAGAAGAGGAAGAACUGCAGCAAAGGAGAGAAGAGAAUGACGAAUUGGACUUCGCCGUGCACCCUUCUAUGCUGCCAGCAGCACUGCGCCGACGAUCGACGGCCAACAAGGCAGAACUCAGGGAUAAUCUGUCCAUUUCCAUGAGAUGCGAUGCCACCGUAAAAAUGGAGCCCAUCAGAGUCAAGAUGACACUUUCAGGAGACAAAGUGUAUGAGCUCGCAGAAAUUGGAAGGAUAUACGGCACAGUCACAGGGGAUAUACUUGGGAGGCUUAAGGUUAAGCCGGACGGGACAGAAUCGUCAUCUUUUGACUGGAGUUCCAUUUCCUGUGGAUUGGAUGUGGGUAUACAGGAAGGAAUAGACGUGGAUUUAUGGAAAGAGGAAGUUGUGGAGGCUCUCAUAGGUAUGGGAGAGGCGCAUCAAAGAAGGCCCAAAGAUGAUCGUCAGCCUUCGCCAAGUGAGGGGAAAAAGACCACCACUAUCCUCGACAAGCUACCUUCGGGAAUAUCAGCCAGGCUUUCACUGGGCAAAGUCAACGUUUUCUUAGGUGUUAGGGAUCCAAACCCCGAAUGUGCAUUGGGUCUGACCAGAGGAUUAUGGUUCCGGACAGUGUUGAAAUUGGAAUAUGCGUAUCACAAAACCGUCAUCCAAUCUCUCCCUUGGCGCCAUACACUGACCACCCCCCGCCGAGCCAAGCUACGACUUCCCGAAGAUAUCACCACGCAAUCUCUUGCAUUUGGGGCCAAGCUUCGUUCUACAGGGGGUAGUGCAGCGUUGGUUUCCAUCAACACCGAGGAAACAUACUUCCAGCCUAUCUACAACGGCGAAAUGUUCAUCAAAAAAGGCGGGUUCAAAAAGGGCGUUUUGCGAAAAGACCCCCCAAAGGCGAGAGAAGACGAUGAAUUUGUUGGUUGGGGAUUUCAACGAGCUAAACAACUUCGAGCAAUGGAUGAGGGCAAGUUUGCGAAUAACGUGCCCCCAUUUGAGAUGAGAGGCACAGAGCAAGCGCGGAGACCAUGGCUAAGGAUUCCACGAUCACAUACUUCUUUUGCGGCUCAGCAACCAGCACCCGGUAGCGAUAUUGAGUACAAAAUUACCACUCGGAUGGAAUCACCUACCUUGAUUUCCGAUCUAUCCCAUAUAUAUUGCCAUCUUCUCGCUGGUUUGAUGGUCAAGCGAGUAAGCGCAGCUUGGAGGUCGGGGUCGGGUAAAUCUCAGGUCACUCAGUCCGCCUUGCCCAGCAAUAAUCUCAACCUUAGUAUUGACGUUUCAAUCCCCGGCAUGACCGCUCACUUCGCAUUUCCUCUUCAAGAACAGCUCUUCAUGUAUAGCUCCGGUAUUACUUUCAGCAAACAGCCUUACAAAGGCAUGGUGUUCACAGCUGAACAACUGCUGUUAUACGUUCCUAGUCCCCGGAUCAUCGGUAGCUGGGAAGAGCUCGGUCGUAUCAAGCAGUUCGCACUCGCCCUCUCGGACCCUCACUUGCCGCUUGUCAUUUCCCCCCGAAUAGAAUCUUUUCGUGUUCGUAUCCCAUUUUCUUACAAGUUGAACAGCCUCAUCCUCAACAUCAAUGUGACCGUCAAAGCCUGCAAGCUCCUUUUCCGAACGGUCUCAGGCAAAAUUCCCUUUACCACCGUCUUCAAGCCGUGCGCAGAGCAACCUAAGAAUGUUCCAACCUUCUCGUUCAGCGUUGGAUAUAUAUCACUUGAGAUAAAAGACGACCCUGUAGAAACAAGCCUUAACCUCAUUUGGAGAGCGGGUCUGGUAGAACAAGCUAAGAGAAACGCUCUAGAAGACAAUUUUGCAAAGAAGCUGUUGCUUAUUAGCGACCCCGACACUCAACCAGAGGUACAGGAGGAUACGAGAACUGGAAGUGGGCGACGGAUGCUUGUCCUCACUAAGAAGCAUAGCGUUGGUCCUGAAAGAGCCAGAUGGGCGCUCGAUCUGCUAGUAUCUCAGUCAUGGAUCAGGCGUAUUCGGGCUGCCAAACAUGAGCAGGCCAGAAGGGAAGUAUUGGCUCUUCAGGCAAUUAGUGGGUCUGGUGUCAACAUCAAGCUUCCGAUUCGAGUAGUCAGUUCGAGCCGCACAGCUCCCCUCUUUCGAGCAGCAUUUCAUGAGGUCAACCUUGUGAUCACAAAGCCAGGCCUUGACCGGAAGCAGAUCAUUGAUUACAUGGGCAAGAUGUCUGCUCCAUUUUCUGAUGAUGUCAACUUCUCCCUCAUGGUUCCCCUUAACAUUCGGUGGUCCAUGGCGGAGGCGAAGUGUACCCUUCGAGACUAUCCUCUUCCUCUUAUCCGAGUGCAACGAGUCAAUAAAAAUGAACAAAAACCGGCCUUUUACAUGGAGACAACUAUGGUUAUUGCGGAGGAACUCGCUGACGAUGAUUCAGUCAUGUAUGUUCCGGUCAAGGUUAUACCAGAAGGAUGCGGCCACAACGGUGCUUCCCCGUUUGUCCUGGAAAUUGCAAAAACGAUUAUGCCAGUCAAGACAUAUGCUGAGCCGAAAUUCAAGAUCUCUUCAAAGAAGACGACGGAGUUUACCUGGGGAAAUUCUUAUCAGCCUGCUAUCCAAGAUCUGAUGAAAGUCAUAGAAACUCUGUCUCAUCCCCCCCGGGAUCCUUCGCCAAGGGUUGGAUUUUGGGACAAAUUUCGACUUGUACUUCACUGGAAACCUAUUGUGGAUUUUGUAGGGCCGUGUCAUCUUCAUCUCAAGGGCUCCUUUGAUCCGUAUUCCGUCUCCGGACUCGGUUCUGGCUUUUGUCUGGCAUGGCGUGGCAAUACUCAGUUGUUGAUUGACCAGCCGAACGCGGAUAAGGAGGCUAUUCAAAUUCUGGCUGACGAGCUCGUCGUAGCUAUCCCAGAUUUGGCGCCAUUCCACGACGGGGCAGCAAUCGGCAAUAAUCGAAAUCAUCGACAUGAUCAUCAUGAUCAUGCUCGAGAGCGUGACAUCCUGGACGAUACUGAUGUAGUGCCCCUCGAAAGACGUUACACCAAACCUUGCGCCCAAUUUGUUGGGGGGGUGAGGGUUGGGUUUGGUUUUAAGCUUGAAAGGACUUGCCGGCCCUGGUCUUGUCAACAUGGAUGUGGUGACACGGAGAAUCUCCUCCACAGACAAUGUCGGGAAUUUACUUUUCUGCAACAUCAGCAAGUCAUUCUUCGCUCACCAGAAGCGAUUGCCAAGGCAGAGAAAAGGUUGGGCAGAAAAGUAGACUCUUAUGAAGGCUUCCGAAGCGACUUCAUUCACUUUUCCGUCUCUCUUGUAGCGCCCAAUGGAAAUGGAUCCGCCCACAGGACGCAAGAAGAGACGCCAGACAGCGUCAAUAGUCUUCAUUUUGCUCCCAAAGCAUCACAUCACUUCUUGAGCUGGUGGAAACUUUUCUCCCACCAGAUGUCAUUACCUAUCCGUCAUGGCAAAUUAUUCCCCGAUUCUCCACCGCCAUCCAAGAAGUUCGGUCGCAGUCUUGGCACUAUAAAAUAUCGAUUUGAUCUACGACCAGUAUACAUCUCCCAUAUGUACUCCCAAGUGAGCAAGGAUCAUUCGACUACCGGCAAAUCUGAGUCCCUCGGUAUCAAAGCUCGUUUUGGCCGGUUCAGAGCGGAUGCGCAUCAGCGUGCGCAGGAGAAGAUUGAGCGGCACGAAAAGCUUGGGCGGUCUACUGUCGUUGUGCACAAACCUUUCUACGCUGGGGACAUCCUUGCUGAUGACCUCAAGGUCAAAGGCGUGCGAGCUCAUUUUGUGGAGCGUAUCAAAGGUGAUAAUACCCCGCCAUCCGAUCCUCUUCCGCGAGCUUCAGCACUCCCGCCUGAAACCCGACAUUGGUAUAACUAUUGUGACUUCAUUGAUGUAGACCGCAAACCAAGUGAUAAGGACCCUCGCAUAGAACUAGCUGAUUUCGGUGACUGUCCUCACCUCUUUUACUGCAAACGAGUCAAGGCCAGGGCUAGUACUUCCCAUGAUGACUCAGGUAGCCAAGCAAGUAGUUCUCUUGGUGUAGAAAGUAGUAAAUUCGGUCACGAAGCUACUCAUCACUGUUACCUUGGGAUGGCAGAUUGUGUACGGGACGCACAGCGUUCGAUCACCCAGAAGAGGAUCAAUGAAUUGCAGGCCAGGCUAGAUAGUUACCCUCCCCCUCAAGAUGACGAGAAUCAAUCGGACCGAGCAGUAACUCUAAAUAGGAUCAACGUCUUAGUCAAGCAUUACGAGGAUCUUGAAAAAGAGACUCGCCAUCUCAGUGAUGAAACCCUGGAAUACUCAAAACAAACCACCACUACUACGUUUGAGCGGCCACUUUCCGGUGCUGCCUUUCAGGAUAUGAUACACAUACAUGGGCCUAGACUAGUUUUAACAGAUGGGUCAAGGAACAUUGGGUUCAAAUAUCUAUAUAUGAUGGGGGACAGGAAAAAGGAAGAAUACUACACAUCUUACGCAUCUUUGCGCGGCAUUCUUGACACUUAUCAGCAGCGUGUGCGCCGGCGUGCGCGGCCUGAGACUGAGGUUUUCGAGGAUGAACAAACCAAAAACACUUCGGCAGAUCAGCAAAUGGUGAAUGACCUGAUCCGAUGGCUCUCUGACAAACCCGCGUUGGACAGUCUCCAUACGGACGAUAAUGCCGAGGAGGGGUCUCUCCGAGCACAUCGCGGAUUGCCCGACGAUUGUGAUGUUAAGCCCAACAGACAUGUGCUUGUUUUCAAACCGCAGAUUGCGCUUCGCAGCGAAUCCGAUCCGAACGCCAUCGUGCUUCUUUCCGCGGAGGAAUUCUCCUUCAAACAGUUUAAAGUCAUCGAUUCUAACGCCAUUGAUGAUAUGAUGGCAGAUGUGCUUGACAGGAAUUACAUUUCAAUGCAAGGUUUGCAGGGUUUCUAUCCAACUACAGAGGCUCUCAAGAGGGAGCGGACACAGCUCGGCAUGCCUCGUGGCCUCGACUUCAUACCACUGGAAAUCUUUUUGGACGUGAAGAGUGAGGCUACAGAUUACGACCGUGUCCUGCAAAAAUCCGAUAUCAUGGUUUCCAUCGACAAGUUCAACAAUAUCCGUAUGCCUCGCGGCUUAGAAUGGCCGGAUACUUUGGAUGAAUAUGGAGAGCCUAUCAAGCACCUUAGAGUUCAUCAGGAUUAUACUGCUAUAAUUGCUCCCAUGCUUACCGUGACCGCCAAUUCCCGCAAUUUUGAGGCAUUGUAUGUCAUCGUAACGGAUCUGCUGAUGUACGAAGAUCCCGGGCAUAAAGACCGCUCGGAAGCUAUAGACGAUUUUACUCGCACAUUUGAUGCAGCAGACCGAGACCUCGGAAAAUUAGUCACAGACAUCAACGCCUUGCAAACGCACAUGCGUGGCCUUCUUGAGCUGCAGCACGGCUACGAAUCGAAUUUCGAGAGGCUUAACGACACUGGAAAGGAAGAACUUUUCAAGAUACGAUCUGAGCUGCAAGUUGGGUAUGAAAACAUGUACACAAUCAACGCCCUAAUUCGAGCUACGUCUGCGAAAGACGAUGCGCGAGCUGCUAUGAAGACAUCAACGAAAAUGGAUGUGCGAAUUGGAGGUGUAGCGUGGCAUAUGCUGCGAGAAUCGAGGCUUGAAACUAUGGCGAAGGUUGACAUCAACGGUGCCGUAUUUUCUAUGUUAACCAGUAAGAACGGCAUAAUGGACAACGCAAUGGUAAUUGGCGAUUUGAAGGCUCUCAAUGGCAAGUGGAACACGCUGUAUCCAGAGAUCAUCAUUCGAGAUGAUCCAAGCAAAAAGAAAAUAAAGAAGCCAUUCGCUGCAGUUUAUUGGUCCACUCGCCCCUCGAUCGGCGGUAUUCCUAUUUUCCCUUAUGUGAAUAUUGAAUUCGUCAACAUCCGCUUCAAGCUGGAGGAGAGGGUUGGGUUAGAUGUUAUGGAUUAUCUCUUCACUGACAGAACCCGUCGCCGUCAAAUAUCCGGUACCGCUGUCAAACCGCCUGGUGGAAAUGGUGCAAGUUCCACUACUCCAACCUCAUCCAUCUUUCGCGGGGCAGGAAUGACUUCCAUGGACGAUCUAGGCGGUAAACGGGGCGAGCCUCUUGGUAUAGAGAAUGGUCCUUUGCCACGAUCAAGGUCACAGGUUUCGCUUCUCUCUCUACCCCAAUCCGACCGUGACCCUGUAUCGAUUAAGAGAAUUGAGGACACCAAGGAGAUGAGACUGCGCGCAUCGACAAACAAGAUGUUCGGGACAUUUAGAUUACAGGGAAUGGGCUUCAACCUAAGCUACAAAAGUGAUGAUACUCGGAAACAUGGCACCUUUAGCAUGCCAGAUUGUGUUGACUUUAGAUUCAAAACGCCAGAGAUGGUCUAUGUCAGCAAGGUGUGGAGCAUGGAGGAUCUUUUUGAACACAUCAAGCGAGAUGUUAAGAGUUCGGCUUGGUCCCAGUCAGGUGAUAUCAUCUCACAAAUCUUCAAAAAGACAAGCCUCUUCAGGUCAAAAGAGCGUCUUAAGCAGGCUGCAUCAGUCACCGCUUUGGCAGAAAAAGCUCACAAGGGCAAAGGUUCUCAUCAGCACCCUCCUAAAUCGCCUUCGAAUCUCCGAUAUGCCUUCAAGAACUCUAGUAAUUCUCCCGAACCCGACGAAGACCUUAUCCGGACAAUCUCUCGAGUUAUGUCUCAUGAAGCAGUUCCGCCAGAAGAAAAACGAAGGUCCAAAUCUGUACAUCGUGGUUACUCCAACAAUUUGGACAUUCGGUCUGAGCCUUCAGAAGGGAGUAGCCAGCGACACGCCCAUUUACGAUCCACGAAUGAUCACUCGCCUAACAGCGGAAAGAGGUCCGUGGAAGAAGUGCCAGAGACAGAGGAGAAAGGAGGAGGGAGGAUCAAGGGGCUAUUGGGGAAGCUCAAAUCCAAGCAUCUAGUUGGAAAAGAUAAGGAGCCAAGGUCCAGUGAGGAUUCUUCCGGGUCGUCAUUGAGAAAGUCAACCAUAUGAAGAUGCUGCUCAUUCAUUACAACACUGACCUAACCCGCGGUAAUUUGUAGUUUUUGGCUUACCGUCUCUGUAUCUUUCUCUACCUUUUUGGGCUCUUUAUAUCUGCUGUUCUUUAAUUGUAUAGGAGUUUCAAUAGAUAAUGCCAGUUAUUACUAUCUACACUUCUUCCUUUCGCCAAACUGCAUGCUACAACAUACAUUUGUCCAU